Molecule: messenger RNA, 2703 nt
Organism: Sciurus carolinensis (gray squirrel)
Lineage: Eukaryota; Metazoa; Chordata; Mammalia; Rodentia; Sciuridae
Gene: Vasp
Product: vasodilator stimulated phosphoprotein
Exons: 13
Coding region: 761-1906 (381 amino acids)
Biological process (GO): neural tube closure; axon guidance; actin cytoskeleton organization
Cellular component (GO): cytoskeleton
Molecular function (GO): actin binding; SH3 domain binding; profilin binding
Source: RefSeq, a predicted model, not a curated record
UUUAGUCACCCCUCAUACGUGGGCUGAGAAGAGAAACGUGGGGGAGAGGGGUCGUCCAAAAGUGGGCUCUAGGGAGAAAAUUUAACAGGCUACUUCCUUAACCAGAGGCUCUUCCCUGCCCCCAAAAAUUGAGCGUAACCUUAAGGAAAUGAAGAAGUCGCGGGGGAGAGUGGGCCGGGAGAAACUGGCCCCACCGAGAGCCCCCCUGAGGAUUCCCAGAGUGAGGGUGCUAGGAACCGAGGAAGGAGCCCUUCCCCUCCACCGAGCUUGUUCCCCAACUUGGGGGAAAGGCCCCGGGUGCAACCCCUAGGCAACAGCGAUGGGGAAAGGGAAAUUGCGGAAGUCGAGGGUUCCGCGUUGCCCUUUUAAGCACCCUCCAUCCCCCGCCUAGAGGUGUCCGCGGCCCCUUUAAGGCGCAGGGGAUUGUGGGCGCGGGGAGUGGAAUUUUGGAACGAAAUGUAGCGAAGAGAAGUACAGUAGUAAGAGUAACACUGUAGCCGCCGCCGGCCGAGGGGGCGCGCCGGGAGGCGACGCCGCUCCCCUGCCCGUCGCAGGGACCCCCAUCAAGCCACCAGCGGGAAGCGCGCCCGAGGAUCCGCCCCGGCCCGGUCCACGUUCCCCCAGGAAGCCGGACUCUAUGGGGCGGGACCCUGGGGGCGACUGAGCAGAGCCUGGAGCCAGCGCGAACCCCUGGAGCUCGAGCCAGGGGCGCCCCGGGAGCCGCCAGCCCGUGGGCGCGCCGCCCGCCCGCCGAGCAGCCAUGAGCGAGACAGUCAUCUGUUCCAGCCGGGCUACGGUGAUGCUCUAUGACGACGGCAACAAGCGAUGGCUGCCUGCGGGCACGGGUCCCCAGACCUUCAGCCGAGUCCAGAUCUACCACAACCCCACGGCCAAUUCCUUCCGGGUGGUCGGACGCAAGAUGCAGCCAGACCAGCAGGUGGUCAUCAACUGUGCCAUCAUCCGGGGAGUCAAGUAUAAUCAGGCCACCCCCAACUUCCAUCAGUGGCGUGACGCCCGCCAGGUCUGGGGCCUCAACUUUGGCAGCAAGGAGGAUGCGGCCCAGUUCGCUGCCGGCAUGGCCAGCGCACUAGAGGCCUUGGAAGGAGGUGGGCCUCCUGUGCCCCCAGCACCGCCUGCCUGGUCCGUCCAGAACGGUCCCUCCCCGGAGGAGAUGGAGCAACAGAAAAGGCAGCAGCCCAGCCAGCCCGAGUAUAUGGAGCGGGAACGCCGGGUCUCCAACGCAGGAGGCCCACCAGUUCCCCCAGUGGGGGGGCCACCCCCGCCUCCAGGACCUCCCCCUCCUCCAGGUCCCCCGCCACCCCCAGGUCUGCCUUCCUCAGGGGUCCCGGCUGCAGGGCAUGGAGCAGGGGGAGGCCCACCCCCUGCACCCCCUCUCCCUGCAGCACAAGGCCCCGGUGGUGGGGGAGCCGGAGCCCCUGGCCUGGCUGCAGCCAUUGCCGGAGCCAAACUCAGGAAAGUCAGCAAGGAAGAGGCCUCAGGAGGGUCCUUGGCCCCCAAAGCUGAGAGCACCCGAAGCACAGGUGGGGGGCUCAUGGAGGAGAUGAAUGCCAUGCUGGCCCGGAGAAGGAAAGCCACACAGGUUGGGGAGAAACCCCCCAAGGAAGAAUCUGCCAGUCAGGAGGAGCCAGAGGCCAGAGUCCCAGCCCAGAGUGAACCUGUGCGGAGACCCUGGGAGAAGAACAGCACAACUUUGCCAAGGAUGAAGUCCUCCUCUUCCAUCACUGCUUCUGAGGCCCAGCCUUCUAUGCACAGCUCUGGGGAAGAGUCAGACCUGGAGAGGGUGAAGCAGGAGCUUCUGGAAGAGGUGAGGAAGGAAUUGCAGAAGGUCAAAGAGGAGAUAAUUGAAGCCUUUGUCCAGGAGCUGAGGAAACGGGGUUCCCCCUGACCACAGGGACCCAGAAGACCCGUUUCUCUUUCCGCACGCCCGGCCUCUCACCCUGCUUUCCCUGCCUCUCCUUGACAUGGAAUCGGCUGAAGACUACACAGGAAUGCAUCUUCCCCUCCGGAUCCCACUUGGAAAACUCCAAGGGGAUGUGGCUUCCCGGCAUCAUGCCCACACCCACACUGGCUGCUGAUCGAUGAGCUGGGGAGGCCCCCACCCUCUGCUCCCUUUGGUCCUUCCCCUCUGCCAUCCCCUCGGGGCUGGUUCCUCUGCUGGGGAUGUACCAAUUAACCCCACAGUAAUGGGGAAGGAAGGAGGGAAUUUCACAUUCCCUUGUUCUAGAUUCACUUUAAUGCUUAAUGCCUUCGAAUCUUUUUUUGUUUUUAAAGGAAAAAAAUAUAUUAUAUAUAUAUUUGGGUUUGGGGGGGAAAUGGAAAAUUUUUUUUUCCUUUUUGGUUUUGAUAAAAUGGGGUGUGGGAGUUUUUAAAUGCUAUAACCCCAGGCUAGCCCAUUUGGGGCAGCUAUUUUAGGGUGGGUGUCUCACCAGAAGGGGGUGCUCCCCACACCCCAGGGACCCCCCCCUUCCCUCUAGCUCCUUCCCUUUUCUAUGAGGAAUUAAGAUGCUGUAACUUUUUGAAACCUCAGUUUUUUGGUUUUUUUAUUUGGGUAGGUUUUGGGGUCCAGACCAUUUUUACCCGCUGGGAAGUAAGGGAGGGAGAAGGGAGGAAUCUCCCCCUUCACCUUCAGCUUCUUGAGAAUGGGCCCUCAUGGAAUAAAUCUGCAGUUUUUAUAAGUGUGAA